UGUGGCGCCAUCUCAACUGUUGCGCUCCUGAAUAAUUGUUAUAAUUAGUGAAAACAAGUGCAAAAAACUACUAAACAAUCAAUUCUUAGUCGAUUUAAAAUGCAGUAAAUCACAAUGAAAUCAUGAAAGAACGCAUGGCGCCGUCUUUUUUAAUCAACUAAACAAGACACGUAACCCAGAUAAUAAACAAAUUCUGAAACAUCUGUUGCUAAAGUUGGCGUAAACAAAUUGACUGUUUCUCUAGUUUUGUCACAACACGUUUGUACUGUAUGCGUAACCGGCCUUAAGAGUCGUGGCUUACUGAGAUUAUUAACUUCCGUCGCAAAAACUUAAUAGGAUAAGUAAACCAAAAUGAGUGGCUCUGGCUAUCCAUACCCCCAGGGUUCGAAUUAUUCACCAUACCCCUCAAAUUCAGCACCUCCAUACCCCCCAAAUCCUCCUUACCCCACGCAAGGAGGAGUUUUUGCUCCCAGUCUGGGCUUCAAUGUUGGGUCACCCAUGUAUAUGCCACAACCCUACGCCGGUGUUGGCUACCCUUCGUCAGCAAGUGGAACGUCUUAUGCUUCAAGUGCGCCCCCUUACCCAAAUCCCACCCCCACACCAAACACGUACCCCCAGUCAAACCCAUAUCCAAGUCACAAACCAUCACCCUACUCGAAUCCAAGCACGUAUCCCAAUCCCCAGUCAAAUCCAUAUCCAAGUCCCAAACCAUCACCCUACUCGAAUCCAAGCACGUAUCCCAGUCCCCAGUCAAAUCCAUAUCAAAGUCCCAAACCAUCACCCUACUCGAAUCCAACCCCAAAUUCAAAUCUAUAUCCUAGUAUCAAACCAUCAAACCCAUAUGGACACCAAGCAACCCAUUCGAAUUCCUAUCAAUCGCCAAAACUGAAGAGGUCUCCGACUGUGGUCCCCGCCAACCCUUUUGACCCCACAAAAGAUGCGGAAAUUCUACGUAAGGCCAUGAAAGGCAUUGGAACGGACGAAAAAGCCAUUAUUAACGUUCUAACAAAACGUUCAAACGCCCAACGAUUGGAAAUCGCAGUCCAGUUUAAAAUCCUCUACGGAAAAGACCUAAUCAAAGAAUUAAAAAGCGAACUGAGUGGGAAUUUCGAGAAAACAAUCAUCGCUUUAAUGACUCCACUUCCCCAAUUUUACGCGAAAGAAUUGCACGAUGCAAUUUACGGGCUUGGAACCGAUGAAACGGUCCUCAUUGAAGUCAUGUGCACCUUAACUAAUGCAGAAAUAAGGACAAUCAGAGAAGCGUAUCAUAAAACCUAUAACAAAAACCUCGAAAGUGACUUAAAAGGUGACACCAGUGGUCAUUUUCGACGCCUCAUGGUCUCACUCUGCAGUGCUGGACGUGACGAAAGCAUGGUCGUAGACCACGCAGCUGCCAUUUCCGAAGCUCAGGCACUUUACGAAGCCGGGGAAAAACGCUGGGGCACUGAUGAAUCCAUGUUUAAUAUGAUUUUAUGCCAACGAAAUCACGAACAUUUGAAAAUGGUAUUUCAAGAGUAUCACAGGAUUUCAGGACACGAUAUUGAAAAGGCCAUCAAAAAGGAAUUUUCGGGUGAUAUUGAAGAUGGGCUUUUGGCUGUUGUGAGGUCGAUUAAGAACCAACCAGCUUUCUUUGCCAAAUGUUUGCACAAAAGUAUGAAAGGUUUGGGGACGAAUGACCGGGAUUUGAUUAGAUUGGUGAUCACUCGCUGUGAAAUCGAUAUGGGGGACAUUAAAAGAGAAUAUAUUAAAAAUCAUGGAGAAUCUUUGGCUGCUGCUAUCAAAGGAGAUACUUCAGGAGACUACAGAAGGUGUCUUUUGGCCUUAAUUGGAGAAGCUUAAUUUAUAACCCAACAUUUUUAUAUUUUAUCAAUACUUACAAAUAAAUGUUGACUCACA
This is a messenger RNA of Tribolium madens (black flour beetle), 1896 nucleotides long. Its product is annotated as annexin B9-like. Bases 352 to 1839 code for a protein of 495 amino acids. The record is from RefSeq and is a predicted model, not a curated record. Gene Ontology annotation, cellular component: cytoplasm. Gene Ontology annotation, molecular function: calcium-dependent phospholipid binding; calcium ion binding. The transcript has 7 exons. Lineage: Eukaryota; Metazoa; Arthropoda; Insecta; Coleoptera; Tenebrionidae.